CAGGAAGUGAGGAGGCGGGGCUUCGGGGAUGGACUAUGCGCUUGCGCAAAGGUCCGGCCGGAGGAGUCGUCUUCGUUUUCGCCGCUGCUAGGGUCUGUCCUGAUAAUCAAGAAGAAAGAUGAGCUUCAUCAAUGGACUGCAGUCUGCUACUAGAAACUGUGUUUUCUUCCGAUUUCAUUUGCUGGCCAGCUGGAGAAAAUGUAACACACUAGCUGUAAUCUCACCAGACUGUCAUCAAGUACAAAUUAAUCAUACAAUUAAUAAGUAUCAGGGUCUGGGAGUAAAUCAGUGUGAUAGGUUGACUUUUCUGCCUGAAAAUUUUUAUUUCUCUAAGACUGUUAGUAGCAAAAGACCAGGAUGCCUCUUGAACACGAGUUUUAAGGAAAAUGGGAUGGUUACCCCAAAAUGUACUGUGUGGAAUGACUCUUUUUCAAGACAGCUACUGAUGAAAGAAGUUAUGGGAGUUCCUGCCCUUUCACAAUUGCAUCCUCUAAACUGUCUUCAUGAAAGAGACAUCAGGAGUUUCCACACUUCUCCUCAGUUUCAAGCUGCUCCAGUUCCUCUCUUGUUGAUGAUUCUUAAACCAGUGCAGAAACUAUUUGCAAUCAUUGUAGGCAGGGGCAUAAGGAAAUGGUGGCAGGCACUUCCUCCUAACAAGAAGGAACUAUUUAAAGAAAGUUUAAGAAAGAAUAAAUGGAAGUUACUCCUUUGUUUCAGUAGUUUUGGAUUGCUCUUUGUAGUGUUUUAUUUUACUCACCUGGAAGUGAGUCCUGUCACAGGAAGGAGCAAGCUACUGUUAUUGGGGAAGGAACAUUUCAGACUUUUAUCAGAACUGGAAUAUGAAGCAUGGAUGGAAGAAUUUAAAAAUGAUAUGCUCACUGAGAAGGAUGCCCGAUACCUGAUGGUUAAAGAGGUGGUUAAUCAUUUGAUUGAAUGCAAUAAAGAUAUUCCAGGGAUCUCUGAGAUCAAUUGGAUUAUUCAUGUGGUUGAUUCUCCAGAUUUAAAUGCCUUCGUGCUGCCAAAUGGACAAGUGUUUAUCUUCACUGGGCUUUUAAAUAGUGUGACUGAUAUCCAUCAACUUUCCUUCCUUCUGGGCCAUGAGAUAGCACACGCAGUACUUGGGCAUGCUGCAGAAAAGGCUAGCUUGGUUCAUUUAUUGGAUUUCCUAGGUCUGAUUUUUCUCACAAUGAUUUGGGCCAUUUGCCCUCGAGAUAGUUUGGCACUUUUGGGCCAGUGGAUACAGUCUAAACUGCAGGAGUAUAUGUUUGAUAGACCAUACAGUAGAACACUGGAGGCUGAAGCUGACAAAAUUGGACUACAGCUUGCUGCAAAGGCUUGUGUGGAUGUCAGAGCCAGUUCAGUGUUUUGGCAGCAGAUGGAAUUUGCAGAUAGCCUCCAAGGCCAUCCCAAGUUGCCAGAAUGGUUAUCCACACACCCUUCUCAUGGAAAUCGAGCUGAGCACUUGGAUAGACUCAUACCUCAGGAGGAAUCUGUGUAGAACAGUGAAGAAGGAACUCAGACCAGCCAAAUCAAAUCUAAUGGAAGAAAAGAUGUUGCAGCCACAUUUUUCUCCUGUUCAAGAGUAGAUUUAAGAGGUAGAUGGGAGAGAUUUUUUAAAAAUCAGAAUGAUGAUGAGUACAUUAGAGUUGAAAAGAAAGAUGAUCAUAGGUAAUUGUAUUUAAAGGACAUGUUGUGUGUGAGUGUCCUCAACUAAUAACACCGGAAGGACCCUCAUCUAAACUAAGUCUAACAAUAACAACAACAAAAAGCCUCUGAAAUGCCCAUUUUCUUCCAGUAGAUGAGCUUCAAAGAGUUGAAAAAUCUAAAAAAAAAACAAAAACAAAACAAAACCAAAAAACAAAACAAAUCUCAGAUGUAAUUUAAAAGCUUUCCUACAUUGGAGAGGACAGCCUAGGUGCCCCCUGAAGCUGGCAUGAGAAGGCUGAUUUGACUACAUUGAAAGUGACAGAAGAAGAAAGAAUGACUACAAAUGUAAGAUACAUCCAUUCCAGAAAAUUGCUAAACUUGUGAAUACAGCAGACAAGCUGUAAAACUUUCAGAGGAGGCUGUGAGGAGCAGAAUUGAUGCCCCAGAGCAAAGACUCAUUGAUGCUGGGGAUAAAGGAACACAGCACAACCAGAUUAAAACACCCAAAGCUAAAGAAAGUCUGAAAAAUGGAAGAACACUGAAAAGACAUGAAAUCAAGCUGCAUAGAAGAGUAGAAAACGCCAGUCCUUCAUUUAUGUCUUAAUUUCUUUGCCUGUGGUUUUUAUAACAUGUUUGAUUUAGAUAACAUUUCUCAGGGUGGGUAUUUAGAACCCCAGAGCAUCAUGCCCGAGAUGUCCUGAAAUGACAAUGCCUAGAUAUCUAAAUUUGCCAACUGUUUAAUUUUCAUUGCAAAGAUAGGAUUUUAUAAGCUGCCAAGUAUAAAAGGAAAAUAUAAAGGCACACAGAAGUAAGAAUGACUUUAGAUCUUACCUUUUAGAUUUUGGAGAAGUGUAAGAAUUUAGGGAAAAAGAAAUAAAACAAAAAACUGGAAAUAAUACAUUUUGGUAUGCUAUCUAGUCAAACCCACUUUUCUUUCUUUUAAGAUAGAAGAUGCCUUAAUACAUGGAACACUUAGAACAGUCUAUCAGUGAAGUACUUAGUAGCUGGAGUUCUCUUUCCAGAAUCCACAGAUGAUCAAGAAUUAGAUAGAGUUUAUCAUUUAGUCUGUUUAUAUAUGAUUGUGAUUCUCGCUUGCACCCUGCUAUUCUUAGAAAACCAUAGAUAAAGUAAGGAACUAAUAAAGAAUUGAGUUGAAAGUAUGAUAAGUAAGAUUCAAUUGACACAAAAAACUAAAUGCCAGGAAAAGGAUGUAUUUUUUUUUCCCGAAUGUAUGUACAUCUUUCAGAAAAAUAUUGGUCAUUAACUUGGACAAAAUAUGUUUGCUUAAUAUAAUAUAAAAAUGUUAUGGUUCAAAUUAUCAGAACAUAGUACAUUAAAAUUAAUAUAACAAAAAUUAAGAUAGGGCAGCCACAUGAAAAUUAAAAUAAAAUUCUUGUACGUAUAAGACAAGAAAUCCAUAUAGAAUAAACAAAAAAAAUUUGUAAUGGUUGUAGUUGUAUUUUCAUGGAUUGCUGUCAAACCUAUAUGUAAAAAAAAAAAAAUUACCAAUUUAAAUGCCUAUAUUAGAAAAAGAGAAAGGAAAUCAAGACAUAUAGUGUGCCCCGGACAGGGAAAAUAAAAUUAAGCAGAAAUAAACAAAAUUAUAGUAGUUGAUUGUUUCAGAAAUUUUGUCAAAGUGAAAAUUAGCAAAUCAGUUAGUUAGACAAAGAGUAAAAGGUAAAUAGGAUCAGGGAGAAGAGCUACGAUAAUUAACAUGUAGGAAAACCAAAAUACUUGAGAGAAUGUUAUUUUUAGGUAGAUGAUGUUAAUUAAUGGCUCAGGUCAGAAUCAGAAGUAAUUAAAGUGUAUGCAUGCAUGAGUGUGUGUGUGUGAGAGAGAGAACUGCCAAAGUGGAUACAGCUAGAAGUAGAAAUUGUAACUAGAAUGUACCUCCUCAAAUUAAUUUCUGAAGGAAGAGGUAAUGUAUAAUUAAAUCAAAUACAUAAAAACAACUGUAUCCGAAACCCAGAGUCAUAACAAAGUAGCAAAGAAAAGAGCACUUAACCCUGAUGGGGAUUUAUUUUGGAGAAUUUUUCGAAAGUUUAAAGAGAAGUUAUUCAAUGAAUAAUUUUAACUCUAGCUUCAAAAUAUAGAAAGGGACAUUGUUAAUUAUCUGAUCCAUUUUAUGAGCAUUUUGUUUUAACAAACUGAUAAAAAUACCACCUUUAAAAGAAUUUAUAGACUGGGGUCAUUAACCAGCAAACAGUCCAGUACUAGGUAACAAUAAUUAUUUACUCAGAGCAAGUAGAUUAUCCUCACACACAUGGGUAGCGUAAUAAAAGCAGUGCUGUUAACACAGAGGAAGGAACUCAGGACUCGUUUUUGAUUCCUUCUCUAUAUCCUACCCACAAGAAGAUCUUGUCUUCUGCGCCUUCUCCACCACCAUCAUCCUUCACCUGGAUUAACUGCCGUCAUCUCCUAUUGUAAUCUUCCUGUUCGGUUUUUCACCUCAUCCCUUAACAGUAGCCUGUUUGCAUGCAGUACAGUAGCCAGAAUGAUCUUUUAAAUGUCAUUUCCCUGCGUAAAACCUUUUAGUGGUAUCUUUUGAAUUUAGGAUAAAAAUCCAAAUUCCUCGCUGUCUUUAAGUCAGGUAAUUUGGCCACUGCUUCUUUCUCCAACUUUUCCACAUGUCCCUCUCCCCCAGGUUUUCCUUGAUUCCAGUUAUUUCACACUGAGCUUGUUUCCUCCUCUCCGCUCCUCUACUUGCUGACUUCUCUGCCUGAAAUAUUCUUCCCUCAGCUCUUGUUAUACAAAUGCCAUCUCCCUUCAGAGGCUCUCCUUGAUUCCCCCAGUCUCAAAUAGCCCUUCUUCUGUGCAGUCGUUGUCUAACAAAGUUCAGUUUUGUCUCUUCAUGUACUUACCCAAAGUGAUCUUGUUUACUUGUUUGUUGUCUGUCUCCUCCUCUAAGAACAUAAGGCCCUUGCUCACUGCUGUCUCCCUAAUGCCUGUGACAGUUUCUGAGAUGCUUAAUGAAUAUUUUUUACAUGAUUGCAUGAUGGGUCAUAAUAGACAAGAGAAGUAAAAUAAUAUUGGGUUAAAAAUAGAAAAAUUGGGGGCACCUGGGUGGCUCAGUCAUUAAGCAUCUGCCUUUGGCUCAGGGCGUGAUCCUGGCAUUC
Ailuropoda melanoleuca (giant panda) is the source of this 4763-nucleotide messenger RNA. It is a transcript of the gene OMA1, whose product is annotated as OMA1 zinc metallopeptidase. The record is from RefSeq and is a predicted model, not a curated record. The transcript has 9 exons. Gene Ontology annotation, molecular function: metalloendopeptidase activity. Gene Ontology annotation, cellular component: mitochondrial inner membrane. Bases 119 to 1498 code for a protein of 459 amino acids. Gene Ontology annotation, biological process: protein quality control for misfolded or incompletely synthesized proteins; mitochondrial protein processing. Lineage: Eukaryota; Metazoa; Chordata; Mammalia; Carnivora; Ursidae.